AUGUCCAAGCAAGGAGGCAAGGGCGGGGCUGCCGCGGGCAAGGCGAAGAAGCCCGCCAAGGCCGGCACCGACGAGAAGAGGGAGGAUGUACUCCAGGCCGUCAUCCUGGCCGACUCGUUCCAGGACAGGUUCAAGCCGUUCACAUUGGAGACUCCAAGGUGCCUCCUACCACUGGUUAAUGUCCCAGUGAUUGAAUACACUCUCGAGUUUCUAGCCUCCAACGGCGUUCAAGAGGUCUUCAUCUACUGCGGCACCCACUCAGAGAGCAUCGAAAACUACAUCAACGAGUCUACACGGUGGAGCCCCGGGAGCGUCAUCUCACCCUUCUCCUCUCUGGAGUUCAUCCGUGUUUCGGAUGCGAAUUCGAUCGGCGACUUCCUACGCGAUUUGGACAAGCGGAGCAUAAUCGGAGGUGACUUCAUCCUUGUCCAUGGCGAUGUGGUAUCGAAUAUCCAGUUGGAUACCGCCCUAGCGAAGCACCGCGCGAGGAGAGAAGCAAACCGCGAUGCCUGCAUGACCGUGGUAUUGCGCUCCGUUGGGGAGCAACCCCACCGGGCAGCAAAGGCGAGGGGUAUCACACCUGUAUUCAUCGUUGAUCCGACAACGGGGCGGUGCUUGCAGUACGAGGAGACACAUCCGCUUCAGAGCGAGCACUAUCUCAACCUGGAUCCCGCCGUAUUCUCCCAUGGCCAGUUCGAGAUUCGGACCGACCUUGUCGACUGCGGUAUCGAUAUCUGCACCCCGGACGACUGGGAGCUCAACGGAAAGAUGCUCUACGCCGAAAUCCUAGAUGACGGAUAUGCAGCGCGCGCGACCAACCUUCAAAUCGACGACUUUGACGGCGCCAAGCUCGAGUUCAUGGGCCUGCGUCUUGCCAACAACGCCUCGGACGGCGCCAUGCGCCGCGCCAUCGCCGUUGCCUUCGUCCGCCGCGCCGCCGAGCUGCUCACCCCGGAGCACGGCGCCCUCGAGCCCACCAAGGCCGCCAGCGAGGCCCUCACCGCCAAGAACGGCGCCGUCAAGUUUGUCAGGGAGGUCGGCGUGGGCGGGGAGGGCGUCGCCCAGCAGGCCGAGUUCGCCCUCGCCCUGCAGAAGGCGCUCACCGCGGUCAAGGGCCUGGAGCCCGGUAGGUCCGGCGCUCUGCUGGCCGCGCUGCUGCAGCAGCUGUAUAGCCUGGACGUGCUUGAGGAGGAGGGCAUUCUGGCGUGGUGGGCGGAUAAGCGGGCCGCGGAGAAUGAGGGGCUGGAUGCCCUGAGGCAGAAGUGCCGGGUGUUGGUGGAGUGGUUGGAGAAUGCGGAUGAGGAGGAGAGUAGCGAGGAGGAGGAUGAUGAAGAUGAAAGUGACUGA
Messenger RNA from Chaetomium globosum CBS 148.51, 1347 nucleotides. RefSeq lists its product as uncharacterized. The record is from RefSeq and is a predicted model, not a curated record. Gene Ontology annotation, cellular component: eukaryotic translation initiation factor 2B complex. Gene Ontology annotation, molecular function: translation initiation factor activity; translation initiation factor binding; guanyl-nucleotide exchange factor activity. The transcript is spliced from 4 exons. NCBI's taxonomy places the organism in Eukaryota, Fungi, Ascomycota, Sordariomycetes, Sordariales, Chaetomiaceae. The coding region runs from base 1 to 1347 and encodes 448 amino acids. Gene Ontology annotation, biological process: biosynthetic process.